AUGGUUCAAGUAGUAACUUCAUUAUCAGACUUCAACGAGGAAUUAAAAUUCAAUGGUUUAGUAGUUGUUGAUUUCUUCGCAGAAUGGUGUGGACCUUGUAAAAUGAUUGCUCCAUUAUUAGAAAAAUUUGCAAAAGAAUAUUCAAAUGUUAAAUUUUUAAAAGUAGAUGUUGAUAAUUCAAGUGAUAUUGCUCAGAAAUACGAAAUUUCUUCAAUGCCAACUUUAAUCUUUUUCAAAAAUGGUGAACAAGUUCAAAAAGUUAUUGGUGCUAAUCCAAGUGCUAUUAAACAAGCUAUUGCUUCAAAUGCUUAA
Lodderomyces jiufengensis is the source of this 312-nucleotide messenger RNA. It is a transcript of the gene TRX1, whose product is annotated as thioredoxin. NCBI's taxonomy places the organism in Eukaryota, Fungi, Ascomycota, Pichiomycetes, Serinales, Debaryomycetaceae. The transcript has a single exon. The coding region runs from base 1 to 312 and encodes 103 amino acids. Gene Ontology annotation, molecular function: protein-disulfide reductase activity. The record is from RefSeq and is a predicted model, not a curated record.